CCCGCCCCUCCGCCGCGGCUAUAUAGGCUUCGGCCUGGAGUAGCGCUCCGUGAUAGUCGUUGUCCGGGCUUCCACCUGUGGUGGUUGGAGGAGUGGUGGCCGCCGCCCUCUCCCCAAUCCGCGUUCUGUGCCCCCGGCCCCACCCACGUCGCACCUUCCCUCCCCCGCAGUGCGCGGAGAGCCUCCGCCGGUCUGGGCCCCCAUCUUCUUCCCUACUGUCUCUGUGUCCGUGGCGGGCCGACGCGAUGCGGCUGGGCCCGAGGCCCGCUGCCCUGGGGCUUCUGCUCUUCUGCGCGGCGGCGGCCGGCGCCGGGAACGCCGAGGACCUGCACUACCCGCAAGGCGAGCACCGCGGCGACUACGACCGCGAGGCGCUGCUGGGCGGCCAGGAAGAAGUCGAUGAAUAUGUUAAACUCAGCCCCGAAGAGCAGCACAAAAGAUUGAAGUCAAUCAUCAAGAAAAUUGACUUGGACUCAGAUGGCUUUCUCACUGAAAGUGAACUCAGUUCAUGGAUUCAAAUGUCUUUUAAACAUUAUGCUAUGCAAGAAGCAAAACAACAGUUUGUUGACUAUGAUAAAAACGGUGAUGGUAGUGUGGCAUGGGAUGAAUACAACAUUCAGAUGUAUGACCGUGUGAUUGACUUCGAUGAGAACAUUGCUCUAGAUGAUGCAGAAGAGGAGUCUUUUAGGCAGCUUCAUUUAAAGGACAAGAAGCGAUUUGAAAAAGCCAACCAGGAUUCAAGUCCUGGUUUGAAUCUUGAAGAAUUUAUUGCUUUUGAGCAUCCUGAAGAAGUUGAUUAUAUGACGGAAUUUGUCAUUCAAGAGGCUUUAGAAGAACAUGACAAAAAUGGUGAUGGAUUUGUUAGUUUGGAAGAAUUUCUUGGUGAUUACAGGCAGGAUCCAACUGCAAAUGAAGAUCCAGAAUGGAUAAUUGUUGAGAAAGACAGAUUUGUGAAUGACUAUGACAAAGAUAAGGAUGGCAGGCUUGAUCCCCAAGAGCUGUUAUCUUGGGUAGUACCCAAUAAUCAGGGCAUUGCCCAAGAGGAGGCUCUUCAUCUAAUUGAUGAAAUGGAUUUGAAUAAUGACAAAAAGCUCUCUGAAGCAGAGAUUCUGGAAAACCAGGAUUUGUUUCUUACCAGUGAAGCUACAGAUUAUGGCAGACAGCUCCAUGAUGAAUAUUUCUAUCAUGACGAGCUUUAAUCCCUGAAUAUGUUUGAGUACUGACUCCUUUUAUAGUUUGUUACCAGCUUUACUUUUGUGAUAAAAUAUUGAUGUUAUAUUUUACACUCUGUCUUACACAGUCAAAAUUACCUUAAUGUAGAUUAUAAUUUUAGCCUUUUAGAAGAAAGAAAAAACAAAAAGUUGAUAUUUAUUUCAAAAUGUGUAGAAGAAAUAAAACAAUAUUGUGCCAUAGGACAACAAAGUCUUUCCUAAACACUCCAUCUGUUUAGUACUGUAUUGUGAAUAUUUGAGUUGUAUUUCCAUACUUGAAAUGAGGAUUUUAGAAAUGCCUGAACAAUAUUACUUAAGUAGUAUGUGACCAAGCUAUCAAUUUUUGUUCUGUUUUAAGUGGAUUAAAUUUGGGAACUGACAUACAGGAGAGUGUUUUUAGAUUUAGCAUUUUGUUUUACAACCUUUAAAGAAACCUUUAGAAGAACUUAUACCUCACAUAUUAAUGUUGAGAAGUUCUGCUUAAUUUUAAAAUGGUUUCUAUAAAGGUUUUAUUGUACGAAACAGAACUUUAUAUUUUUGCAUAUGUAUAGAUAGUAAUUAUAUUUAAUGGAUAACUAUAGUAUUACGGUGUAUGGAAUUUGACAUUGUCCAGAACCCUUUUCAUUUUUGACUGAUUAAAAAUGAAAUGUCCUAUCUUUUUAUAUGUUUGUUUGUUUGGUGUUUUUUUUGUUUUGUUUUGGUUUUUUUUAACUCAUCCAUGUAAACCUUGGAUUUAUACUUAGACAUUAUUUCACCUUCUCCUUUCUUGUAUUUGGGGAGUAUAUGUUUUCACAACUCUUAACAAAUUGUUCUUGCAUGCAUAUCCUCAUUCGGCUUUUCUUUUUUAUGUAAAAGAAACAUGUUAUAAUUGAAUGUACACUUGACACAUUUCAAGUAGCAAAUGUCUUUUGGGGCUAGAAAUAAUCUUAAGAAUUACACUAGGUGGUUAAAAUCAACAGAGCUGGUUAGUUAUCACCAGUAGAGCCCAAUAUCAAUUAUACUAAAAUUAAAAUCAUAGUUGAUAAGCAUUUGUCCACACCUGGUCAAUUUUAUUCUUCUUCAGAUCAAUUUAUUUACCAUUAAGGAGGGGCUAGGAAAAGUGAGAAGGUGAAGAAUUCAUUUUUUUCCUUGCUCGAAUCUAAAGAUAGUUUUUCUUUCUUUCUUUUUUUUUUUUUUUUGGUUUUUUAAUUACUUUUAUUUGUGAAUGAAGAAGUCAGCUCAACAUUCUUUUGAAGUUUUGCCAGGCUGAAGAGUUGUCUCUUAUAUAGCGCAAUCUUACAUAGGUUGUCUCUUAUAUAGUACUUUUGGGGGGAUCAGCAAGUACUUACGAGUAUUUGAGAAGAACUGAAACUAUUUUUUCUGAUAGAAUUGACGCACCUUCACACCUCUCUACCACCCCCAUCUUUGCUGAUGAGAGGUAUGAAUGCAAAUUGUAAACUUUCACAACUUAUUGAUAGCUUGUUCACCAUGCUAUCUAAAGUACAUGUUUUUCAUUUUAACCUAAAACAAUAUUUUCUGGCUAUAGCUGUUUGUUAGAGGAUUAAAGAAACCUUAUCAUUCAUCUGUUAUGUUUCAAUCUUACUGAAAUUGGGAUAUUUGAAAUAACCAGUUUGAUUAGCAUGUUAACUAUGUUUUUUUUCUUGUUAAAUUUUCCAAAAUCUAAGCCAGAAUUUUUAGGUCAUCAUAUGUGGAUGUUAUUUCAAUCCUUAUAGAAAUGCCAUUACUGAGUUACAUUCAGCCUAGCAUGACUUGUGAUAGACAUUAUUUGUGUUCAUCAGUAUCUUUCCUUUCCUUCUGGCAUAAAGAAAACUGCACUUCCCUUGCAGUUCCCUUGCAGGUGGGCAGGGCCAUGAGACUAGUUCUGACCCGUUAAACAUGAGUGAAAGUAGUAUGUGUCACUUCUAGACCAGGUCACUGAGAACCCCUUUCCUCUCCCUUGGCAUUGUGGAAAUGCCUCAGUUCAAACGAUAGGGCUACAAGAUCAAAGUGGCCUUAAUUGCUGAGUGACCACCUGUAAGUCAGCUGGACCCACAGUGGAUUUUGCAUGAUCAAAAAAAAAAAAUAAACUUAUUUUGUUAUCUUAA
Choloepus didactylus (southern two-toed sloth) is the source of this 3295-nucleotide messenger RNA. RefSeq names its product reticulocalbin 2 (gene RCN2). NCBI's taxonomy places the organism in Eukaryota, Metazoa, Chordata, Mammalia, Pilosa, Megalonychidae. Gene Ontology annotation, cellular component: endoplasmic reticulum. The transcript has 7 exons. The record is from RefSeq and is a predicted model, not a curated record. Bases 246 to 1199 code for a protein of 317 amino acids. Gene Ontology annotation, molecular function: calcium ion binding.